This is a messenger RNA of Erigeron canadensis, 1539 nucleotides long. Its product is annotated as beta-amyrin 28-monooxygenase-like. NCBI's taxonomy places the organism in Eukaryota, Viridiplantae, Streptophyta, Magnoliopsida, Asterales, Asteraceae. The record is from RefSeq and is a predicted model, not a curated record. Bases 1 to 1539 code for a protein of 512 amino acids. Gene Ontology annotation, molecular function: heme binding; iron ion binding; oxidoreductase activity, acting on paired donors, with incorporation or reduction of molecular oxygen. Gene Ontology annotation, biological process: sterol metabolic process. The transcript is spliced from 4 exons.
AUGGAGAAUGUCAGUUUACAACACACAUUCUUUCUGCUUAGAAAUGAAAUAUACGUUUGUUUUGAAAGUGUAAAGAACUUGGCAAAACAAACUCUCAAAAUGGAUAUCUUUUAUGCAUCUCUCUUAUCUCUUUUUGUUAUUGUUGUUUCUGUCUCUAUUCAUUUUUUCUUUUUCAAGUCCAAACCAACCCAAGAAGGAAAAGUACUUCCACCUGGUGGAACAGGAUGGCCCAUAAUCGGUGAAAGUUUUGAGUUUCUUGCCACCGGAUGGAAAGGUCAUCCAGAAAAGUUCAUAUUUGAUCGCAUGUCUAAGUUUUCGCCUGUUGUGUUUAGAACAUCUCUCAUGCUAGAAGAUGCUGCAGUGUUCUGUGGUGCCCAAGGUAACAAGUUCUUGUUUUCAAAUGAGAACAAACUUGUACAAGGAUGGUGGCCUGCAUCAGUUGAUAAAAUCUUUCCUUCAUCUGACAAAACUUCCAAGAUAGAAGCCAUUAAGAUGAGAAAAAUGCUUCCAAACUUCUUCAAGCCCGAAGCCUUGCACCGUUAUGUUCCAAUUAUGGACGUCGUGACACAACAACACUUUGCCAGAGGAUGGGAAGGGAAAGAACAAAUUGUGACUUACGAACUGACUAAGAACUUCACUUUCUGGCUUGCUUGCAAGAUCUUUAUUAGUAUUGAUGACCCUGAUCGAGUCAAAUACUUAUCAGUCCCAUUUGAAAGCAUUGCUUCGGGCCUUCUUGCAAUCCCCAUUGAUCUUCCUGGGACACCAUUCCGGAAAGGUAUUAACGCUGCAAACUUUAUACGAAAAGAACUCUUAGCCAUUGUGAAGCAAAGGAAAAUUGAUUUGGCUGAAGGGAACGCAACACCAACCCAAGACAUAUUGUCACAUAUGCUUCUUUUUAGCGAUGAAGAAGGCAAGUUCAUGGCAGAAUAUGAUGUUGCUGAUAAGAUACUAGGGUUGCUGAUCGGUGGUCAUGACACUGCAAGUUCAGCUUGUGCUUUUAUCGUUAAGUAUCUUGCUGAGUUACCUGAUAUCUACGACGGAGUCUACAAAGAACAAAUGGAAAUUGUGAAAUCUAAAGCCCCUGGAGAGCUUCUGAACUGGGAGGAUUUAUCAAAGAUGAAGUACUCAUGGAACGUUGCGUGUGAAGUUCUUAGAUUAGCCCCGCCUCUCCAAGGCGCCUUUAGAGAAGCCAUCACUGAUUUCAUGUACAACGGCUAUUCGAUCCCCAAGGGCUGGAAGUUAUAUUGGAGUGCAAACUCAACUCAUAAGAAUCCGGAGUUCUUUCCAGAACCUCAAAAAUUUGACCCGUCAAGAUUUGAAGGCAGCGGACCAGCACCAUAUACGUUUGUGCCAUUUGGGGGAGGACCAAGAAUGUGUCCUGGAAAAGAGUAUGCUCGAUUAGAAACUCUCAUUUUUAUGCAUCAUCUCGUGACAAAGUUUAAAUGGGAGAAAAUUAUCCCCGAUGAGCAAAUUGUCGUCAACCCGAUGCCUAGCCCAGCCAAGGGUCUUCCAAUUCGUCUUUAUCCACGUAAAGCUUGA